AUGACCUCCACCAGUUGUUCUAAGCAUUCUUUUCUUUCUUCUUAUACUCUCAGAACACGAACAGUGUCUGAAGAGUGGUCAUCCAGUGGUGACUCAAAAGAUGAUGAGGAACGAGAGAGACGGUCACCUCGAGAAAAGGAUGGGAAAGACAAAGACAAGGACAGUGAUGCUGAGAUUAUCCGUGUCUUUGAUGGCAAUAACACAAUGAAACGACGAUUGUAUAGGACAAUUUCAGUGAAUAAAAAUGCUCCUGCACAAGUCAUCCUGGAGGCAGCCCUUAAAACAUUCCACAUAUCUGAUGAUCCCAAAAAUUACUAUGUAACUGAGGCCUCAGAGUAUGGUGAGAAAGAACUUGAUGAAAAUAGCCCAUUUAGACUUCAGCUGAGAACUCCAGACGGAAAGCGACCGUCCAUAUUUCUCCGUUACAAAGACAAAGACCCAGAAAAGGGAUACAUUAAAGUAUACUCAGGGGGUUUAAAAGUGUCUGUAGGAAGCAAGUUUGUUCCUAUAAACAAAGAUACAACAACAGACAUGGUGAUAAGGACAGCUCUUAGGAAAUUUGGUUUAGAGAAAAACCCUGAAAAAUAUAAUUUAGUUGAAGUUUUGCUUGACAAAGGAGUAGCAGAGAGAAUGCUAGAUCGAGAAGAACGUCCUUGGGAACUUAUUCAGCAAGCCCGUAAAGAUUCCCUUCGGCAAAAUCGGAUGACUCGAUUCUACAUUCAACAAAUUGAAGACCCCCAUGGACCUAGUAUUUCCUUGUUUGUUGGUAAUUUACCAAGCAGUCUGUCUCAACGCCAAUAUGAGAAAAUUCUUCUUGACAUCAUCGGCCCACAAAACAAGUGGCAUUCAUUUGAUGUGAUCUACUAUGAAUAUGGUGCCCUGGUUCUCAUUUAUAACACAGCAGAGAAAGCUAGCCGUUCAUUCCACAUCUUAAGGGAUACAGUCUUUGAUGAUAAACAGUUGUUGGCAAUGUUACUGCCAAAUAUUCAGCCACAUAUGAUCCCUGAUAAUGGAGUGCAGCCAUUAUUAGUAUUUGUCAAUGUGAAGAGUGGUGGUUGUCAAGGGACAGAACUCAUCACUUCUUUCCGUAAACUUCUGAACCCACAUCAGGUCUUUAACUUGGAAGCGGGUGGCCCUCUACCUGGAUUGUAUGUUUUCCGAAAUGUAUCCUAUUAUAAAAUCUUAGUUUGUGGUGGAGAUGGUACUGUUGGCUGGGUUCUUUCUUGCUUAGAUAAUGUAUGCCAAGAUGCUGUGUGUCAGUCUCCACCAUUAGCCAUCAUUCCUUUGGGAACGGGAAAUGAUUUAGCUCGAGUUUUACGUUGGGGGCCUGGUUAUACAGGGGGUGAAGAUCCCCUCAAUUUAUUAAGAGAUGUUAUAGAUGCUGAGGAAAUCAAGCUAGACAGGUGGACUGUAAUUUUUCACCCCAAUGAAAAAGAAAUGCCUGAUGAAACGAAAGUGGCAAUAGCAAAUGAUACUAAUUCUGCUAACACUAAUGAAGACAAUACGACAAUGUUUGUGAUGAACAAUUAUUUCGGCAUUGGUAUAGAUGCCGACCUCUGCUUAGACUUUCACAUGGCACGUGAAGAGAAACCUGACAAAUUCAAUAGUCGUCUACAUAAUAAAGGAGUUUAUUUCAAGAUGGGUCUUCGGAAAAUGGUAAAUAAGAAAGCAUGCAAAGACUUGCAUCGUUGCAUCAAAUUAGAAGUGGACGGCAAACUGAUCGACCUCCCACAAGUGGAGGGCAUUAUCAUUUUGAACAUUCUUAGUUGGGGCUCUGGGGCCAACCCAUGGGGUCCAGAAAAAGAGGACUCAUUUAACAAGCCUACACACUAUGAUGGUAUGCUGGAAGUAGUGGGUGUCACAGGUGUGGUGCAUAUGGGCCAGAUACAGAGUGGACUACGCAAUGGCAUCAGGAUUGCUCAGGGUGGACAUUUACGAAUCACACUUUUAACAGAUCUACCUGUACAGGUUGAUGGGGAACCUUGGAUUCAGCCGGCUGGACAAGUUAUGGUACUACGUUCAGCUCUUAAGGCUACAAUGUUGAAGAAAAUAUUUUCUUCCCAGAUAAUGAACAGGCGAAAACAACCCAGUCUCCUAAUGAGGAGAACAGACCACUUUAACAGAGUUAGUGUACACCCUGACUGCCAAUUCCUGUCGCCAUUUGUGUUCUACUCUUUGAAGGACCGUCAAUACCACCUGUUAUCUUUUUCCUGCUACACAGUGUCCCAUAAUUCUGCACCUAAACUGCAUUCUAAUCUUCUACCUAAGUGA
Acanthosepion pharaonis is the source of this 2271-nucleotide messenger RNA. Lineage: Eukaryota; Metazoa; Mollusca; Cephalopoda; Sepiida; Sepiidae. The record is from the annotation of a GenBank genome assembly.